AUGUCCCCGGAAGGGGCAGAUUCAGCAAAGCAGCAGCGCGACCUCAGGCGGCGGCGGAGUCUCGGCCGGAAGUUGGGGCCCAGCCGGAAGGUGGCGUCGGCCAAGCGGAGCCGCCGGGCGGUUCGGCCGCCCUCACUGGGGCGCAUCGCGGUGGUGGUGGACCAGGGUUCGGGCUUCACCAAAGCGGGCUUCGCCGGCGAGGCCCAGCCGCGGCUGGAGCUGAAGAGCUCCAGCCUGGUGCCCAGCGGGGACCGGCCCGUGCCACCCGGCGGGCCGGGCUGCGAGCUGGCGCGCGGCGUGGCGCGGGCGCACCCCAUCAAGCACGGCGUGGUGGUGGACUGGGAGGCGCUGGAGGGCCUGUGGGAGCGCCUGCUGGUGGGGGGCCUGCGGAUAUGCCCGGAGCAGUGGCCGGUGCUGGUGAGCACCUCGCCGUCGGCGCCGCCCGCGGGCCGCGAGAGGACGGCCGAGCUGCUGUUCGAGGCGCUGGCCGUGCCCGCCUGCCACAUGGCCAGCACCGCCCUGCUGGCGCUCUGCUCCACCGGCGCCGUCAGCGGGCUGGCGGUGGAGGCGGGCGCGGGCGUGUGCCACGCCACGCCCAUCUAUGCAGGCCACUCGUGGCACGCGGCCACCAGCCGGCUGAACGUGGCAGGCAGCGCCCUGUCGCGUUACCUGAGGGCCCUGCUGGCAGCAGCGUGCCCCCACCUGCAGCUGCAGACCCUGCCCCGCAAGGCCAUCACCCAGCUCAAGAAGCGCAUCUGUUACGUGUCACUGGACUUCGAGGGAGACCUCCGUAACCCUGCCCGCCACCAUCCCGCCAGCUUCUGCUUAGACAAUGGGUGUUCCGUGCACCUCGGUAGCGAGCGCUUCCGCUGCCCGGAACCCAUCUUCCAGCCCCGCCUGCUCGGCCAGGCUGAGCCCGGGCUGCCCACGCUGGCCUUCCAGGCACUGCAGAAGAUCCCUGCAACGCUGCGGACACGGCUGGCCGACACAGUGGUGCUGGCCGGGGGCUCCACGCUUUUCCCUGGCUUCACCGAGCGCCUGGAGAUAGAGCUGAAUGCCCAGUGCCAGAGGCAUGGCUACGGGGCACUGCGGCCACACGUGGUGGCCACGCCUGGGCGUGGCACAGCAGUGUGGACAGGCGGCUCCAUGAUGGCCUCCUUGCGCUCCUUUCAGUGCCACUGGAUGACCCGGGCCAUGUACCAGGAGUGUGGCUCCAGGCUGGUGCAUGAAGUGUUCAACUGAGUCCUGCUGCACUGGAGGGGACGGUGCCAGAGGAGGUCAGAAGAAGUUCAGCUGGCUGGGCAGCGGUUAUCUGAGGCAUCAAGUGCCAGAUAAAAGUCUCAGGUGACUGGAACUGGCAGAGUCAUGUGGUGAUGAGUCCCCCUACCCCUUUCUCAGCCAGGGGCAUUGGUGGCGGGGUAAGGGAGUGAAUC
Talpa occidentalis (Iberian mole) is the source of this 1433-nucleotide messenger RNA. RefSeq names its product actin like 10 (gene ACTL10). The coding region runs from base 1 to 1242 and encodes 413 amino acids. The transcript is spliced from 2 exons. Lineage: Eukaryota; Metazoa; Chordata; Mammalia; Eulipotyphla; Talpidae. The record is from RefSeq and is a predicted model, not a curated record.